AUGUCUCCGGUCACGAAUUUUUUCAAACCACCCGCCUUCUCGCGUUUUUCUCAAACCCCUACACCCGAGAGGAAAAGGAGCAAUCCCCCGCCAAGACAGCCCUUGCAGACCCCGUCGUACCCGCAGUCCGAUCCCCCGCCAUCUUCGAAAAUUGAUUUGACUUGGGAGGAUCACGAUGAGCCGAGAAGCCAGCUGGGUGCCUCCCUGAUGCAGUCGAUAAGCGACGACUUUCCUCUGUCUUUGCCGCCCGAACAAAGCUCUCAAAGUCAUGGGUCGGCCCCACCACCUUCAUCUCUUGGGAGCUUUAUUGCCUCGCAACGCAUCGUCAAGGAUGGCAAAGAAGUCGUGAUCAGCUCAGAUGGAGAGGACACAGACUCAACAGACUCACUCGACGACCCUAGCUUCUUACUUGGGCCGAAGUUUCGACAACAAAAGCAAGAGACCAAACCAAAUCGCGUAGACAAGGCAUACCUGCAAACGCUUUCGGUCCCGACGAUAUAUAAACAUUCCCUGGACUCGCUUGUGCAUGCUGCUGUUAGCGACCAAAAGACUGAAGCGAACGUCGCUAAGAUCAAAAUGGGCUUCGAGCUACAUCGCACUCCAGUUGCGCCUAGCCAAGACUUGGGAUCAAAGACAAAAAAUGGCAUUCAAGAAGGAGUGUUAACAUCGGCUCUGAAGGAGUCCGAGGAUGGAAAUGAAUUCCGACGUCUGAUGGAUGCCAUUCGAAGAACCGAGGCUCUCGACCAAGACCGCAUCUGGCGCUUCUUUGAUCUGGUGCAGAUGACGCCGGCCGCACCAGACUUCCCAAGAGAUCUAUUUCCGCCCGGAUCUCAUCUGUCCGCCCUACGAGAACCCGAAACUCGAAUUCAUACUUUCCAGUCGGGCAUACUAGAAUAUGCAGCGUCAUUGCAGCAACUGCCCGAUGAGCUUCUUUGCUGGCUCUUCCGCUCGAUCCCGCUCGAGCCUCGGGAUGAGUUACGGACAGCUUAUUGCCGGAUCUUCACGCAAACGCCCGCUCAACGUGUGGAAGACCUUGUUCGUCCGGAUAAUAUCGAUGAACUAUUUCGACAAAUGGGUGCCAAGCCGCAAGCACUGGAUCUCACAGACUGUGUCGUUGAGGACUCUUUUGAACAAUUAUCGCAGACGCCUCAGCUCAAAGUACGAGGGGUUCUUCUCUCUACAUUUCAUUUGCUCCAGGAUGCCGCCGACUUGUUUUCAAAUGAUACGAGAGAGCGUGCGAUUCAACUCUUGCUGCGUAUAACGCUGGACACAUCCUUGACGGCAGAUAAUCUCAUUCAUUCUGAGCUACAAAGUGCUCUUAGUGCACUUCUGGAAAGAGUGCCUGAAGCUGAUACAGAACAGACUGAACGUCGAAUCUGUGCAACGGUAUAUGAAACUGUCAGGGAGCCCCAGUUCCAAAGCCGAAUGCUGCACCAUAUUCUUCCCACGUCGACUUGGAUUUCACUGCUGCGGUACCGCCUCGGCGUGGCCUUCCUUCUUAAGAGCCCGGAGCCCUUGACAGAGACUCCGUCGACUGUUCUGGACCUUAAACGCCUCACCCUCUUUUUAAUCCAAGACGAACGAUUUGACAGGCAACUACGCAAUCCAAGAGGCGAAUAUAACUAUACCGAGCUAACUGCCAUUGCUCAUCUCCUGGACAUUGUCGUUAAUUCCGCUCCGUACACUUUGAGAUGCGAUCACGCUGACUCGGCAAAGGAGCUCGACGCCGCCAUUGACAAGCUGGCAGCGCAGAUCAAGAAGAUCUUCAGUUUAAUUCAAGAUUCCGGCGCUUCUCAUCUCAAACGCAUGCUGGCUAAAGAAGCCCUGGAGGCGCUCUACUAUCGAGUGCUUUACGCGAUCCGGUCCAAACCGCCUCCCAAAAAGACGCUUUUCAAACACUAUGGCUCGGAGCAGCAAAAUGGCAACUUACGCAAUAUAUUCAGACCUAAAGUCGCUCAUGAUACCAGUGAUGCCGGGACGUCGAGUGGCGUAGACACGCUCGAGGGUACGGCCAUGCCUAUCCGCGGGCACUAG
This is a messenger RNA of Penicillium maclennaniae, 2034 nucleotides long. RefSeq lists its product as uncharacterized. The record is from RefSeq and is a predicted model, not a curated record. NCBI's taxonomy places the organism in Eukaryota, Fungi, Ascomycota, Eurotiomycetes, Eurotiales, Aspergillaceae. The transcript is spliced from 7 exons. Bases 1 to 2034 code for a protein of 677 amino acids.